AUGCGUUUACCAGGAGCGGGGCUGCUAUUCAGGGGCCUCUGUCUUUCAGUCUUUUUGUUCAGCCCUGCUGAGGCCAUUGAUUUGGAUAUCAGCGAUGAACAAUCGAUCAAAGAUGCCGCAAGCACAGCCGUGUAUGCUAUGAUGACCUACUAUUCUGGUAAUGAGACCGGUCAAAUACCUGGCGCUUUCCCCACCAAAUGGUGGGAGGGAUCGGCGUUAUUUCUCGCCCUCCUUCAUUAUUGGCAUUAUACCGGCGAUACCACAUAUAACGACGAGCUACGCGUUGGCCUGGAGUGGCAAUCUGGUGAUGAUGGAGACUACAUGCCUACCAAUUAUAGUAGUUACUUGGGAAAUGACGAUCAAAUGUUUUGGGGAGUCGCUGCUAUGACUGCCGCCGAAUUGCAAUUCACCGAUGUCUCCGACGGAUUUUCUUGGUUAUCCCUCGCUCAGGGAGUUUUCAACACACAGAUUAAACGAUGGGAUACAACCAAGUGCUCGGGUGGAAUGCGCUGGCAGAUCUAUCCCUACCAAAGCGGCUAUACCAUGAAGAACGCUAUCUCAAACGGCGGACUGUUUCAGCUGUCCGCUCGACUGGCGCGUUAUACAGGAGAUGCAAUUUAUUUGACAUGGGCCAACAAGAUCUGGGACUGGUCUGUGUCGGAUGAUUCUUCGCCCUUGAUCAAUAAUGCGACAUGGGAUGUUGCCGAUUCAACAAACAUGGAGAAUGAUUGUACAACACGUGGAGACACCCAGUGGUCAUACAACUAUGGGGCCUACAUGACAGGAGCCGCCUACCUAUACAAUUAUACCAACGGAAGUUCUUAUUGGCUCGAAGCCGUCGAUGGUCUCCUGAAUAAGACAUUGGACAAGUUUAUCCCCGACAGCAACGGCGGCAUUUUUGAAGAGGUCACAUGCGAGCCUACAGAAGUGUGCAAUAACAAUGAGAUCCUUUUCAAGGGACUUGUCUCCUCCUGGCUGUCGUUUACCGCCAUGCUUGUUCCAUCGACCUAUAGCAGUAUCAUCCCCAAGCUACAAACAUCAGCCCAAGCCGCCGCUAAAUCCUGUACGGGCCAUAGCAACAGCACAUGUGGUGUCCGAUGGUAUCAAUCCAAAUACGACGGAUGGAUCGGAAUGGAGGAGCAAAUCAGCGCGAGCGAUAUCUUUACGGCAAAUUUGGUCAGCUUCAACGCGGUAGCGCCAGUUACUUCGACAACGGGAGGAAACAGCACCAGCAACCCAGAUGCUGGAAAUAACGACACAACGUCAACCACUACGACGAGUACUACUAUCACUACAAAAGAUAAGGCUGGUGCCGGAAUUUUGACAGUCCUUUUUGUUGUCGGGUGGGUAAGCCUCAUCGGAUGGACAGUUCUGGGUGGUUAA
Penicillium waksmanii is the source of this 1383-nucleotide messenger RNA. RefSeq names its product glycoside hydrolase family 76 protein. The record is from RefSeq and is a predicted model, not a curated record. Bases 1 to 1383 code for a protein of 460 amino acids. The transcript is spliced from 4 exons. Gene Ontology annotation, biological process: fungal-type cell wall biogenesis; carbohydrate catabolic process. Gene Ontology annotation, molecular function: mannan endo-1,6-alpha-mannosidase activity. NCBI's taxonomy places the organism in Eukaryota, Fungi, Ascomycota, Eurotiomycetes, Eurotiales, Aspergillaceae.